CAUUCCACAUGUUUGAUAAAGAUGGAGAUGGGCGAAUCACAGCCAAGGAGUUGGGCACUGUUCUGAGGUCUCUAGGACAAAAUCCGACAGAGACCGAACUCCGAGACAUGAUCAAUGAAGUCGACGCCGAUGGAAACGGGACUAUCGAGUUCAACGAGUUCCUGGCAAUGAUGUCGCGAAAAUCCGAGUCGCACGAGCUGGAAGAGAUCACCGAUGCCUUCAAGAUCUUUGACAAGAACGGCGACGGCUACAUCAACGCGGCUGAGCUCCGACAGGUGAUGUCCAACCUGGGCGAGAAGCUCAGCGACAAGGAGGUUCAAGACAUGAUCCGAGAAGCCGAUUUGGAUGGAGAUGGUCGUAUUAAUUACCAAGAAUUUAUUCGAAUGAUGACAUCAGACAAGCAUUUGGCAUCGCUGCACUCGCGCCACUCUCAUCAUUAG
This is a messenger RNA of Candidula unifasciata, 440 nucleotides long. The record is from the annotation of a GenBank genome assembly. NCBI's taxonomy places the organism in Eukaryota, Metazoa, Mollusca, Gastropoda, Stylommatophora, Geomitridae.